ACCACCAUCUUCUGCCUUUAGCCCUUUCUGAAAUUGUCUCAGCUUUAAAAUCCUCCAAACCUCCGUGUCAUUCAAAAGUCUUCUCUCCAUCACCAUGGACAACAAUAACAACAACAGAAGCAAUCCCACCAAUGCUGCGUUUUCUUCUUGCCUCAGCACAGCAGGAGAGAGUACUGGGCAUAAGCUUGGCAGGUUAGUUCAGCACCCUCCUUCUGCCAUCACUACCAGCCAAACCAAGGCUGAAAAGGGUGAAAUCAGUGUGUUUGGUGCUGAAAGAUACUUCAACUUGAAGCUGGGUGAUGACAAUCCUACAAGUAUUGACCGUGGGCUUAAGAAAGAUCACCACUUUGAUCUGCAGAAUAGGAAACCAAAGAGCAGGCCAGGAACUCCAAGCAUGACCUCUGAAGCAAGCUGGUAUAACCAGACUACUUUAUUACCAAGUCUCCACAAGAAACCAUCCCAGAAUACGCAAAAGAAGGUAAAUGGAAAGAUAUACUUUUCUGGUUUUAUCUGCAGUAGGUCUUGUUCAGAUAAGAAGGCUAUCAAUAUUCAUGACAAUAUUGAGCAUGGAGUGAUUCAUGGAAAAGAGGAGAGUAGAAAAGCAAUUGGUCAUGCCCCAAGUUUUGAAAGGUCAAACAGAGAAAAGUCAAAGUUGGAAGAGGAUCAGAAGAUCAAAGAAGAAGAAGAGCCACGAAAUUCUCUGGAGGUGUUUGGCUCUCAUGAUAUGAUGAUCAACAAGGGUGACAUUGCAAUGAACUUAGAGAGGAAACUCUCUGUGCUAACUUGGGAUGCCAUUCCAAAAUCCCAAAAGCUUUCAACUACAUCUGCAGGAACUGGUGGAGGAGAGGAUGAAGAUAUGGGGAGUGAUGCUAGUUCUGAUCUGUUUGAGAUAGAGAACUUAUCAACCAGUGAAAAGCCAAUGUUCACCAGGCAAGCAUCCGAUGGCAUGUCCAGCUGUUUGACCUCCACCACCAGGUACGAGCCAAGUGAGGCCAGCAUUGAGUGGAGUGUUGUCACAGCCAGUGUUGCUGAUAAUUUCUCACUCAAUACAGGCUAUGAUGAAAAGAAACUGAAAGAAAACAGUAAGAAAAAAGUUGGCAAGGAGGUGCCAAAAAGCCGCCCAAGCGGAUCACUGAGUUGUAAGAGUCACAAAGCAGUGGAUGUUGCUGAAACUGCACACAAAACUAAUGAAAAGGCAAAGUCUGACUCAACACUACAGCGCCAAAGGUUGGAUUCCUCAGGCUAAGGUGAAAGAUUAUGAGUCCCAAUGAGUGCAAGAGAUUUCCCUUUUCAUCUCAGUUCAUGUUUUACCGAAUCUUCGAAUGUUGUAGGCUAUGACGCAAACUUUCUUGUAUGACAUGAUUUUACUGCU
Corylus avellana is the source of this 1372-nucleotide messenger RNA. Its product is annotated as protein PHYTOCHROME KINASE SUBSTRATE 3-like. Gene Ontology annotation, biological process: phototropism. NCBI's taxonomy places the organism in Eukaryota, Viridiplantae, Streptophyta, Magnoliopsida, Fagales, Betulaceae. The record is from RefSeq and is a predicted model, not a curated record.